GAUUAGGGGGCGUCUGCUUCCGGUGUCCAGCCCCUGGAUUCUUGCAGUAACCAUAAAUAUUUUAUUCACAAAACCAAUACCGUACCAUAUAUAACGGUUAAAACCAUAUUUCCAAGAUUAUUCGAUUAUUUGGCACAGAUUAGUCAAAUUAUGAAUUUAUUGCCUUACAGAUUUUGUUGCAACAGUCCACUUGUAAACUUCCUUCCUGGUUUCAAGUUUUAGUUAGGCCUAAGCUUAUUUUCAUCUUAAUUCAUACUUGGUUUUACGUGAUUAAAAUGCAGCGAGCACCUACACGUCCAGCACCUCCCAGACCUGUUCCAAGACCUGGUCAGGUGAAAGUGGUCCGGGCAGUUUAUAAUUACGAAGCCCAACAGAAUGAUGAGCUGUCAUUUGAUGAAGGUGACCUUCUCUACAUCACAGACAUGAAUGAAGGAGGUUGGUGGAAGGCCAGAUGUGGAGGCAAAGAGGGGUUAGUCCCCAGCAAUUAUGUUGAGGAAGGUACUGAAACUGUUGACAACCCUCUUCAUGAAGGAGCCAAAAGAGGCAAUUUGCCCUUCUUACAGGAGUGUCUCAGAAAUAAGGUUUCAGUGAAUGGGCUUGACAAAGCUGGUUCCACGGCAAUCCACUGGGCGUCACAUGGAGGACACAUGGAUUGUCUUCAAGCACUAUUGGCAGUGCCCAACUGUCAGAUAAAUGUGCAGAACAAACUUGGAGACACCCCGCUCCAUUCUGCUGCUUGGAAAGGCCACCCUCACAUCGUGGAGGAGUUACUUAACAGAGGUGCUAGGACUGAUUUACUUAACAAUGAUAAAAAGAGUGCCUUAGACUUAGCUAAGAGUCCAGAGACAAAAGCUCUUAUCUUAGCUAAAGUGAAGCCACAGCAAAAUGCGACCGAUUAUGGAGAUGAAGAGGACUCAGAUUAGAUUUGAUGAUCACAGUCUCUGCAUUUGAGGCUCAAUGGGCAAAGUAGAGUUGCUGUCAUGAUCAUGGUGAAAUGUGAAACAGACACACCAAAUAGCGUCUCCACAGUAUUUAAACAGGGCUGUAGACUGAUAUACAAACCCAGUAAAUGCAAAGUAUUAUCAUGAUAACUUCACUACAGCAAUGUUAAUACCUGUGCCACUGGAAAAUACCGUGAACAUGAACACUGUAGGCCUUUGACAUUGGAGACUGUUGAUACCUUUUUGAGAGGGCAGCAUAAGUACUGUACUGGUACUUAGAGAUAUGGGACCAUCUUUGAUUUUUGGCUAGUGUAAAUGAAAAAUAGCUAAAUGUCUAUUGGCAGUCAAGUGACAAAUCGACCCUAGGGUCCGCACAUAUACGGAUAUAAAGAUAUAUAUGUGUAUAAGAUACAUAGAGAAAUGGAUGGAUUCAAGAUUAACCCACUAUGGUCCUGUGCAAUGUUCUCUCAUCCUUGUCAUAAGAUGACGACCAUAGUCGGUGAUUGAUAGUCCCAUUCAUUAACUUUGAGAGGGGCCACUGUGCCCUGCAAGUGAGCCAUUUUAAUCACUGCGACCGCAUGUGUCAAAAAUCACUCAUUUGUGGUUGGUCAUCGAAGGUAUUAACAACAAGGAUCUGUGAUCGCAGAGACCUGCAAUCAGGAGAAAUCCCUUAUUUGUUAUAUUGAAGCCUUGGGGAGUUAAUCCUGGAUCCACCCUGGUGCAUGUAUAUAAUCAAGACAUGACUGACAACAUUGAUAGUUAAUCACCAUCGAUACUGCCAAGUAGAUCAAUGCCAACAGUAACAUUAAUCUACGCUAGAGAUGCUUCGACAUCAGUCCACCUCAUGUAAUCUUGCUGGUGGCAUGGUUUAUAAGAUUCUUUCCAUUGGACAACCUGAUAUUGAAAACAGAGUGUGACGUCACACACUGGUUCUGAUGUCGCACACCGAUUGCCACGUCAGUUGUACUUUUAUGUGUUACGUCAGGGGAUGCCUCAUGAUGUGUAAUGGUGAACUCUCAAUAUUGUUUUGUACAGUUGAAAAAGUCUACUUUAGUGUACAUCCAUUGUAUCAUUUCACUUCAUUAAAAUGAAAGCUGUA
Lineus longissimus is the source of this 2040-nucleotide messenger RNA. RefSeq names its product osteoclast-stimulating factor 1-like. Gene Ontology annotation, biological process: signal transduction. Gene Ontology annotation, molecular function: protein binding. NCBI's taxonomy places the organism in Eukaryota, Metazoa, Nemertea, Pilidiophora, Heteronemertea, Lineidae. The record is from RefSeq and is a predicted model, not a curated record. Bases 276 to 923 code for a protein of 215 amino acids. The transcript is spliced from 7 exons.